This is a messenger RNA of Haliotis rubra (blacklip abalone), 753 nucleotides long. RefSeq lists its product as uncharacterized. NCBI's taxonomy places the organism in Eukaryota, Metazoa, Mollusca, Gastropoda, Lepetellida, Haliotidae. The record is from RefSeq and is a predicted model, not a curated record. The transcript is spliced from 5 exons. The coding region runs from base 93 to 677 and encodes 194 amino acids.
CCUCACUGUGCGUUAGACACAUAAAAAAGCCAUGUAGCCACUGAUAGCAUUAAGCUUAAAUGUACACAUGAAUUUACAUAUUUUCAUGAGAAAUGGAUCCAGUAUUACCGGGUUUUCAUGAAAGUAUCGCACAACAAGUGAUUGAUGAUAGAGAUGGACAGAACUCCAACUUUUAUCCCUUGAAGCAGAAAAUUGUUCAAGAGACAGCAGGGAAGACAGGGAUUCAGAAUGUCACCUCCCCUGAUCCCAAUGGACCCUAUAAACAGGUCAUGCAGGGGAAGCGUAUUGUGCAGCAAAACCAGGACCCGAGGAAGGAGGAGUUCCUGUUUGCAGGAGACCAAGAAGAGGAGUCUGUCCCAGACACGUUGAAGAACUUAAACGUGAGACCAAGGGGAACUAUAGCGGAAGCCACAGUAGUGAAAAGCCCCACCAUCCACAGUGAUGGCAACAGCUUCCAUGAUGUGAACAGGGUCAAGGUCAAGCUCAGCGUGGAAGAGGAGAGUGUUGACACAGCGAUAGAUUUACAGGGCUCCAGAUAUCUGUGCGUGGUGCUUGGGUCCAGCAAGGAUGUGUCACUGUUGUUCAAUAAACAGAAAAAAGGAACAUAUGGAGUUAUUUUGGACAGAGGCAUGAAACCAUCUCCACAAGGACCAUGGAAAAGAAUUCCAGGUUAUUAAAGAGUUGGGUCGUGGAGGGUUUGGCCAAGUCGACCUCUGUGAACACAGGUCUGGGAAGAAGUAUGUGAACAAGAAG